Molecule: messenger RNA, 1719 nt
Organism: Salvia hispanica
Lineage: Eukaryota; Viridiplantae; Streptophyta; Magnoliopsida; Lamiales; Lamiaceae
Source: RefSeq, a predicted model, not a curated record
AGCAUUUUCAAUUAGCAUAAACAAUUGAUAAAUUUUUCCGGCAAGAUCCGAUCUUACCGGAUUUGAAAGGAGAGGAAAUGAUCGGUAAGAAUUCUUAAAAGAUGAAGAGCACAUUUAUCUUGUUCAUUUUCCCGUCCAAAACAUUCUUCCACAAGCGCAAAAAGUCGAUUUACGUAUCAAUAUGAAUCACUAGAUUGGAUAUUGUUUGCUUUUUUCUCUCCUUAUUGCGAUAAUCUGUGCACAAGGCUGCUCAAGAUCGGAUUUUUGUCGAAAUUUCUUGGUUAUUGUGUGUAGCCUUUGAUUAAUUGGAUGUAUGUAUAGAAAUUGAUGUGAAUUUGAUCAGUUGGAGAAAAUUAGGGUUUGUGAUUUGGUUUUAGGGAAAUUUAUGUUUUAGAUUGAUUAGAAUUAGGGCUUUUGGAUUUUGAGGAUAGGGGAAGAAUUAGUGAGUAAAACUGGGGAAAAUGAGUUUGAGUGCUGCUGAGGAAGAAUCAGCAGAGGAAGAAAUCCACAUUCCAGCAGAUAUAGAAUGGAAAAUGUUGGAUAAAUCCAAGUUCUUCUUUCUCGGGGCAGCGUUGUUCUCUGGUGUCUCGGCUGCGUUGUACCCGAUGGUGGUGCUGAAGACGCGGCAGCAGGUGUCUCAGUCGAGUGUUUCUUGUGUUAGGACGGGGGUUUGGAUCAUGAGGUAUGAAGGGCUUCGCGGAUUGUAUAGGGGAUUUGGGACUUCCCUGACCGGGACUAUCCCUGCUCGAGCUGUAUACAUGACUGCACUUGAGGUUACUAAGAGUAAUGUGGGAACCACUGCGACGAGGCUUGGGUUGCCUGAGCCUAGUGUGGCGGCUGUGGCCAACGCGGCUGCUGGAUUGAGCGCUGCCAUGGCUGCACAGGUGGUGUGGACGCCCGUUGAUGUGAUCAGCCAGCGGCUGAUGACACAGGGGAGCGGUGGUGGCUGUAAAUACGCGAGUGGGGUGGAUGCGUUUGGGAAGAUUUUGAGGACGGAUGGGGUCAGAGGGCUGUAUAGAGGGUUUGGGAUCUCGAUCCUGACUUAUGCACCGAGCAAUGCUGUUUGGUGGGCGUCUUAUUCGAUGGCGCAGAGGGUGGUUUGGAACGGGGUGGGGUGUAUGCUCUGCAGGAGCGGGGAGGAGAGGGUCGAGAAUGGUGGGCUGAGGCCGGACGCCAAGGCUGUGAUGGCGGUUCAAGGGGUGAGUGCUGCCAUGGCUGGAGGGGUGUCGGCCUUGAUCACAAUGCCGUUGGACACCAUCAAGACGCGCCUGCAGGUCUUGGAUGGGGAGGAGAACGGGAGGAAGGGACCGAGCUUUUGGCAGACGGUGAGGAGCCUAGUGAGGGAGGGUGGAUGGACUGCUUGCUACAGAGGACUGGGGCCGAGGUGCGCCUCCAUGUCUGUCUCUGCAACGACGAUGAUCACCACCUACGAGUUCUUGAAACGCCUCUCGGCUAAGAAUCAAGGAGCUCUAACAUGACAGAGAGAAAACACACACACAUAUGAGAUUUCUUUCUCAUUCUGAUUUUGGCUUUUUUUUUUUCCAUUUUAACCUCUUUUUUUUUCAUGUUUUUGUGUUGAUUUCUUUUCUGUUUGUAAAUAUCUACGGAGUCGUCCCCAAAGAUGAGACGACUAGUGUAAGGCCUUUUUCCCUUUGUAAGAUAUCACGAACUCUAGAGUUUGGUUCGUUAUAAGUGAAAGUAGAACUCAUAAACUUUUAG